Molecule: messenger RNA, 1819 nt
Organism: Eutrema salsugineum
Lineage: Eukaryota; Viridiplantae; Streptophyta; Magnoliopsida; Brassicales; Brassicaceae
Exons: 5
Coding region: 756-1649 (297 amino acids)
Source: RefSeq, a predicted model, not a curated record
GUCGGAAAUUUCCUACGAAUUUCCUUUCAAUUAUUUUUCGUGGGAAACUCGUAGGAAUUUCGUUACAAUCACUUAGUUAACUCUGCUAAUUUUUUUGGCCACCACUUCUUCUUCUUACUUCUCAUCGCACUUCUGCUUUUUUUUCGAAUCUUCCUCGCAUCGUUAUUCUUGCACCGUAAAUCUCCUAUCUUCUAGCUCUCUUUCGUUUCUCGUUCACUCAUCCAUGGAUACUCACCGCCGGAAUCAUACGUCGACCAGCAGAUCUCAACGGAAUUCCCAAAGUCUAAACCCUAAUGACACCGGCGACAUGACGGCAAACUUCUCAUCACCGCCCAUUCCUAAUUUCUCGGAGCGAACCCGUGAAGAUUUUGAACGCUUCAUGUCGCAAGAGAGACAAGGCUAUGAUUCCUAUACACCAAGCAUGACUCUAGACGACCUACAGUUUUCUACUCCUCUUCGUCCUCAAAACAAUCAAGGGAAUCCUUUGAGCAGCACAAGUCGAGCAGUUCCCCAGUCCGAGUCCGUCGCAGAUUUUUCUCCAACUUCAUGCUCGGUGGAUGACUUGUUGCUCGCACCUGGUAGAAAAAACCUUCCGUAUCUACAUCCAGAUCGAGAAGGAGGAGCUACUUGGUUAAGUUUUCUAUACUUUUCUUAAUAACUUGAGAGACUUUUUAAAAUCCUUUUUAACUACUUUUUAAAAUCAUCUGCAGGUUUAGGCAUGAAAAAACUGGAAAGAUCACCAAGCAGUAUUGAAGAUGCUUAAGUCAAACCUCCCAAAAUCAUUUCCCACCUAUCGUAGCCUCCCUAUUGAAAUCAGGAAUCGAUGGUUUAGAGCUUUUGCUCAAGAAUUUAAUUGGGACCCAAGCAUUACAGAGUUAGUUCGUACUGCAUAUGAUAGUCAAGCCGCUGCAUCAUUUUCAUCAAACCUGCAUGAAUGGAAAAAGGUAUUGAAAAGAAGAGGACCAAGGAAUGCACCAGAAUGGAUGAAGGCAAGGGAGUCGCUCUUUGGUGGAUACAUGGCAAUGUGGACUGAGGAAAAAGUGGCAAAGACUGCAGCUAAAAAUUCAAGGAACCGGAAAAGUGAGAGAAACGGAUUAGGCCAAGCAAUCCACAAUAACGGUGCCAAAACAAUAGAAAGGCGAUGGGAUGUAAAGACAGAAGAAAACGAUGGAGAAGAGCCUCAUAUGCUCAAGUUCAUUGAAGACGUUCACACCAAUAAGAAGACCCGUACUAUUGCUGAUCAGAAGGCUAAAAAAAUUAUCCAAAUUGCAUCAAGGAAGAUAGACGAGGUUGCUUCUCAACGCCUUAGUCAAGGAGAUGCUCAGCCAACCCCACUCACUGCAAAAGAGAUUAACUCAAUUGUUCUUGAGGAAGUUCCUAUAGUUGGUGGACGUCGUUUUGGCUUCGGUAAAAUGUUGGAUGCCGGAUCCAUUCCAUCUGCGUUAAGAAAUCCAGUGAAUGAGUCAUUGCAGGAUGAAAUAGACACAUUGAAGAAAGCUGAAGCCGAGAAAGACGCAAAAAUAAAAUCACAAGAUGGCCAGAUCGAGUACCUCAUGCAGUGCAAUAAGCUUUUUCUUGAAAAAUUUCCAGAUAUUCAUCCACCAGGUGCUACUUCUCCUACAGCAGAUGAGGACGAGACCCAGGAAUAGAUGAUCAUAUGGAUAGGUAUUUGGGAAAGAAUGAUCAUCCAUGUAGUUUUUUGGGAUGAGAUGAUCAUUUGGUAGAUGCUUAUGUGUUUAAGUAGAAGUAGGUUUUAAGAACAAAUGAUCAUUUGUGUAGUUUUUUGGGAAUGAAUGAUCAUUAGGGUAAAUGCUUAUGU